Molecule: messenger RNA, 1872 nt
Organism: Solenopsis invicta (red fire ant)
Lineage: Eukaryota; Metazoa; Arthropoda; Insecta; Hymenoptera; Formicidae
Gene: Sin1
Product: target of rapamycin complex 2 subunit MAPKAP1
Exons: 7
Coding region: 122-1510 (462 amino acids)
Biological process (GO): TORC2 signaling
Cellular component (GO): TORC2 complex; plasma membrane; cytoplasm
Molecular function (GO): phosphatidylinositol-4,5-bisphosphate binding
Source: RefSeq, a predicted model, not a curated record
CUUUCGAUUUGUAAAAAGGUUUGAUCGGCUACGAGUCGUUGAGGGCGCGUUUUAUCAACACACGAGCGUGUUUACUAAUAUAACGGGUAGUGUCUAAUCAAUAAAAAAGAAAAAGAACGAAAUGGCUCUCUAUGACAAUCAACACUGGCUCCUGUCGCACAUCAGGGACAGCUUUCUCGCAACGGACGACACAGGUAUGUGCGACAUGGUGAUACUAGGGGAGGAUAUUCCUAAACAAUUGAAGAAAAAUGGAACACUGCAAUGUUACCCUGGUAUGGAAGAGAGUGACGAUGAAGAUUUGGAUGCGAUGGCAGAAUCAUAUGACAUACAAAUGGAAAUGGAAUUUAGUCACAGACAGAGAUCUAAUACUGCACAAAGACUAGAAAAAAUGGACAUGGAAAGGAAAAAGGCUGCCAAAGUCAAGCAUGUCAAAUGGGAGCACAAUCCUAGCCCAAUAACACCUACAGAUCAAUCGGAUCUAUUUCAGAGAAAAGAUUUUCGUAGGAAAAUUCCACUGAAGAAAGGACAAUCUCUUUUAUCGGAACAACUCGAAAAGUGUCCACAUUUACCACCGAAUCCAUUCAAGGACUACGCCAUAUUUGACGGCAAUGCACAGGUGAGCAUCUCUGUGAGAAAGUACAGAAUAUUCAUGUGUAUGCUGCCGAAAGAGGACAGAAUGUAUCCGCUUCAAGUAGCAGUGGUGAUAACGGCACGCGUACUGGAUUUCGUCGGGUUGAUCUGUUACAAAUAUGCAAGUGAACAUCCCGAUCAUAAUUUGAAGGAAGACAUCUCGCAUUAUGGAUUGUAUAUCACCGAGGACGACGGUGAGAUAGACUCAGCCUUUCCCUGUUUGGACCCGCAAGAAACUAUUUCAAAAUUCGAAUUUACUACGCUGGGUCUGAUUGAGAUGAAGCCGAGCGAUAGAGCACGACACAACGCAACCAGUUACAUUAAGAAAAAAGAUGAGGAGGACCUGGAGGGUAAAGCUAAGGAGCAGGAAGAAGUUGCAAAGGACUUGGCUAAGAUGGAAGGUCAUACUACUGCGAUGGAGGCGCCAUUGUAUCAAUCUUAUAGGGUAUAUAUAAUAAACAAAAUGCGAGCAAAAACUGAGAUUCAUCUUGGAAUAUCGGGUGAGAAGAUAGAAAUAGAUCCGGUGAUAACAGGCAAAGGCGCUGCUAGGUUUUGGAAUAGACAACGGGCAGUCAGUUAUCAUAUAGACAACAUCGCUUGGUGCGAAGUAACCGAGACUAAGGGAUCGAAAACUAUAUUUACGCUGGUUUAUACUCCGCAAUCCAGCGCUCCAGAUCAUAUUCUGAGUCAAAGUCAUUCGCUUCAUCAGUCAGCAUCUUUCAAGAAUCACGAUUUCGAGGCGGAUUCGGUGACUGCCGAGGAGAUCGUACGGAAAAUCAAUCACAUCCUGGAAUUGCAUAGCAGCCAGUCAAGAAAGGAAUAUCUCGCACAGAAGGAGAGGAAAGCAGCGAGGAGAAAGAGCUUCCAUCUGCACAGAUGACAACUCUAUUGGUUAUUCCGUACAAUCUUAGAUUAUUUGAAGCAUUGAAUAUUAGUAUAUUAAAGAACGUGAUCGUAAAGGAGUCGCUUUAAGAUCAGAAAUAUUCUUCAUAUACGAUCGCAUCAAUAUCUCGAAUCUCGACGUGCCAGAAAUGGCGAAAGAAGACGGUAUUCCACAGAUAUAAAGUUAAAUGUUGUAUAAUAUUGUGUGGUAAAUUAUUUCAUAUUUAUUGUAUUUCAUCUCUAUCUCAUGCGAAUACGCUAUGUACACAGUCGUAGCACACAAAUAAGCAUUGUAUAAUCAAUCAUACGUAGUGUUAUCAUAUUUAAUUAAUUGUUAUUUAUACUUUUACUAUGAUGCUC